Messenger RNA from Miscanthus lutarioriparius, 1437 nucleotides. The record is from the annotation of a GenBank genome assembly. NCBI's taxonomy places the organism in Eukaryota, Viridiplantae, Streptophyta, Magnoliopsida, Poales, Poaceae.
AUGGCCGCGUCGCUGGUUCGCCGUGGCGCUGUUGCAAGCCGCCGGCGAUGCCCGGUGGAGAUGCUGCGGCGGCUGGUCUCGUCCGAGGUGGCGCCCGAGCGGGCACCGUCGCGGCCGCCGCCGGAGAUGCCGCCGUUUGACCACCGGCCCCGCCCGUACGGCGCGAUGGGUGGCGCCGAGAUCUUCGAGAAGAGGAAGGCGGUGCUCGGCCCGUCUCUCUUCCACUACUACCAGAAGCCGCUCAACAUUGUGGAGGGGAAGAUGCAGUACCUGUAUGACGAGAGUGGGAAGAGAUACCUCGAUUGCUUUGGGGGCAUCGUGACAGUGUCGUGUGGCCAUUGCCAUCCGGAUAUUGUGAAUGCUGUGGUGGAGCAGACCAAGUUGCUCCAGCACACAACCACCAUUUACUUGCAUCAUGCCAUUGUAGAGUUUGCAGAGGCCCUCACCUCCAAAAUGCCUGGCAAUCUCAAGGUUGCGUAUUUCGUGAAUUCUGGGACUGAAGCCAAUGAAUUGGCAAUGUUGAUGGCCCGGCUGUAUAGUGGGAAUCUCAGUAUGGUUGCACUCAGAAAUGCAUAUCAUGGUGGAAGUGCUGGUACGAUUGGAUUGACUGGUUUGCAGACGUGGAAGUACCCAAUUCCUCAGGGUGAAAUACAUCAUGUCAUGAACCCUGAUCCUUAUAGGGGGACUUUUGGGUCUGAUGCUGCAGCUUAUGCCAAUGAAGUCGAAGAACACAUAACUUAUGGAAGUUCAGGAAGGGUUGCAGGCUUCAUUGCAGAAACAUUCCAGGGUGUCGGAGGUGCUGUUGAACUAGCUCCUGGAUACCUAAAGUUAGCUUAUGACAUUGUGCGCAAGGCUGGUGGUGUUUGUAUUGCUGAUGAAGUCCAGAGUGGUUUUGGUCGUACUGGCAGUCAUUAUUGGGGAUUCCAGACACAAGGUGUUAUUCCUGACAUAGUCACCAUGGCAAAGGGAAUUGGCAAUGGCCUACCACUGGGGGCAGUUGUAACAACUCCUGAGAUUGCAAGUGUGUUAGCUCAAAAAAUUCAAUUUAACACAUUUGGUGGAAAUCCAGUUUGUUCUGCUGGUGGAUUAGCUGUGCUUAAGGUUCUUGACAAGGAGAAACGCCAGGCACAUUGUGCUGAUGUUGGAGCUCACUUGGUGGAGCGUCUAAAAUCGCUUCAGGAGAAGCACGAAAUCAUAGGUGAUGUUAGAGGAAGGGGACUGAUGCUUGGGGUGGAACUCGUUACAGACAGAAAAGAGAAGACCCCUGCCAAGGCAGAAACCACUGAACUGUUUGAGAAGCUGAAAGAUCUCGGGGUACUAGUUGGAAAGGGCGGUCUGCAUGGUAACGUCUUCAGAAUAAAACCACCAAUGUGCUUUUCGAAGGACGAUGCAGACUUCUUGGUGGACUGCAUGGACUACGCAAUGUCAGGGCUCUGA